GUCCCUGGGAGGACACCAGCGGCAGCCCCACGGCAGGGACUUCACACCGCAUGCAGCUUCCUCCCGCUGGGGAGAGCAGUGCCAUGGGCUUCGGGCCAGAGCUGUGGUGCCCACAAGGGCACAGUGCACUGCUGCGGCUGCAGGACAGUGAGCUGCGCCUGCUGGAGCUGAUGAAAAAGUGGAUGUCUCAGCGUGCCAAGAGCGACCGGGAGUACGCGGGGAUGCUGCACCAGAUGUUCUCCCAGCUGGAGAAGCAGGAGGGCUCCAGCCAGCUCCGCACCAGUGACCAUGGUGGACAGAUUGGGGAGUCCUGGUGGGUGCUGGCAAGCCGGACGGAGAUGCUGAGCCAGAUCCUGCGGCGGCACGCAGAGGAGCUGUCAACGGGGCCGCUGGCCAAGCUGACCCUGCUCAUCCGAGACAAGCAGCAGCUGCGCAAGGCCUUCAGUGAGCAGUGGCACCAGCUCAGGCAGGAGUACAACCGGACCACGCAGCAGGAGAUGGAGAAGCUGAAGGCACAAUAUCGCAGUCUGGUGCGGGACAGUGUCCAAGCCAAGCGCAAGUACCAGGAGGCCAGUAAAGGUGCCAGCCUUUGGGUACCAGCUUCGCUUCCCACCUCCUCUGUCCCUGUCACUCUGUGUCCCCUCCCACCUCCCCUCACAGGUGUGGGAUGGCUGGACACCCUGUGUCCUGCAGCACCCACUACACGGCCUGGAUUAAGAGUGUCCAGGGACAAGGAGCGGGAUAAGGCAAAGGAGAAGUACGUCCGCAGCCUCUGGAAGCUCUACGCCCUGCACAACCAGUACGUGCUGGCAGUGCAGGCAGCCGCGCUCCACCACCAGCACCACUACCAGCGGGCACUGCCCAGCCUCCACCAGUCCCUCUACAGCCUGCAGCAAGAAAUGGUCUUCAUCCUGAAGGACAUCCUGGGAGAAUUCCACAGCAUCAGCAGCCUGGUGCAGGAGGACAUGCUGGCUGUGCAUCAGGAAAUCACCAGUGCCAUCCAGGCCAUCGAGCCGGGCACCGAGUACAGCAGCUUCAUCCAGAGCCACAAGUACAGCUCUGAGGUGCCACCGGCUGUGUCAUUUGAUGAGAGCUUGCUGGAGGAGACGGAGGGGCUGGCACCGGGGGAACUGCAGCUGAAUGAACUGACCAUCGAGAGCGUCCAGCACUCCCUGACAUGGGUGGAGGAGGAGCUGGUGGCCGCCGCAGAGGCCGUGGGCAACAAGGAACAGCGGGUGCAGGAGCUGCAGGCAGAGAUCCAGGGCGCGGAGCAGGGCCGGAGCCCCGGGGAGCGAGUGCACUUGCUGGGCAAGCGCCAGGGGCUGCAGGAGGUGCAGCAGCAGCUCGAGGGCUGCCUCUGCACCCAGGCCAAGCUGCAGGUACAGCGGGACCUUCUGGCUGGGAAGCUGGGGGAGCUGGGCACCAAGGAGCCCCUGCCUGCCCUGCCACUGCAGGAGGAUCGGCAGUCGGUCUCCUCCACGGAACAGGAGCGGAGCGGAGCCACUGCUCUGGAGACCCUCAAGAACCACAUUACUGGUAUCUUCAGCCCCAAGUACUCGCUGCCACCUCCCGUGCCCCUGAUCCCAGAGGUGCAGAAGCCGCUGUGCCAGCAGGCCUGGUACCACGGGGCCAUUCCACGCUCAGAGGUGCAGGAGCUGCUGAGCUGCAGUGGGGAUUUCCUGGUGCGGGAGAGCCAGGGCAAGCAGGAGUACGUGCUCAGUGUGCUGUGGGAUGGGCAGCCCCGACACUUCAUCAUCCAGGCUGCCGAUAACAUGUACCGGCUGGAGGGCGAGGGCUUCCCCACCAUCCCGCUGCUUGUCGAGCACCUCCUGCAGAGCCAGCAACCCGUUACCAGGAAGAGUGGCAUCGUCCUGGCCAGGGCUGUGCCCAAGGACAAAUGGGUGCUCAACCAUGAGGACGUGCUGCUGGGGGAGCGCAUUGGCCGGGUGAGUCAGUGCUUUGGCCCUUGUCUCCACAGGGCAGGGCUGUCCAAGGGGGUCUCCAGGGGGUGCAGCAGGCCACGCCACAGCAUGCUGGGCCAGUGCCCUCGUGUCUCUUGGCAGGGUAACUUUGGGGAGGUGUUCAGUGGCCGCCUGAGAGCUGACAACACCCCUGUAGCAGUGAAGUCCUGCCGGGAAACGCUCCCACCCGAGCUCAAGGCCAAGUUCCUUCAGGAAGCCAGGAUCCUCAAGCAGUACAACCACCCCAACAUAGUCCGGCUCAUCGGUGUCUGCACCCAGAAGCAGCCCAUUUACAUCGUCAUGGAGCUCGUGCAGGGUGAGCAGCCCCCAUGCUGCCAGGGCAGCCAGUGCACACCACAGUGUGCCAGGGCAGCUGCCACCAGCUUUGCAAUCCUGGGUACAGGAGGGGACUUCCUGAGCUUCCUGCGCAGUGAGGGAACACACCUGCGUGUCAAGGAGCUGAUCAAGAUGACAGAGAAUGCUGCAGCUGGUAUGGAGUACCUGGAGAGCAAGCACUGCAUCCACAGGGACCUGGCUGCUCGCAACUGCCUGGUGACAGAGAAGAAUGCCCUGAAGAUCAGUGACUUCGGGAUGUCACGGGAGGAGGAGGAUGGCAUCUACGCCUCCACGGGUGGGAUGAAGCAGAUCCCUGUCAAGUGGACUGCCCCUGAAGCACUGAAUUAUGGCCGAUACAGCUCAGAGAGUGAUGUCUGGAGCUUUGGGAUCCUACUGUGGGAAGCCUUCAGCCUGGGUGCCGUUCCCUAUACCAACCUCAGCAACCAACAGACACGAGAAGCAGUGGAACAAGGUGUGCGGCUGGACCCCCCCGAGCAGUGCCCCGAGGAGGUGUACCGGCUGAUGCAGAGGUGCUGGGAGUAUGACCCACGCAAGCGGCCCAGCUUCAGCACCAUCCACCAGGACCUCAUCACCAUCCGCAAGCGGCACCGGUGACAGGCAUCACCCUGCCAGCCCUGCUUGGGGCAGCACUGUGUGCCCCCGACCCUUCCCAGCUGAACGAUGCCUGUCAGAGGAGCAGGUGCUGCAGGGCAGCUGACCGUGGCUGUGCUUUCUCCCCAGCCCAGGGCAAGGGGCUCCCAUAGCCCUCCAGGGACCUCGACCUCACAGCCUCUGCCAGGCUUGGUCCUGGGUAAUAAAAAACUGAGCGCUGCAGAA
Pogoniulus pusillus (Red-fronted tinkerbird) is the source of this 3134-nucleotide messenger RNA. RefSeq names its product FES proto-oncogene, tyrosine kinase (gene FES). Gene Ontology annotation, biological process: peptidyl-tyrosine phosphorylation; chemotaxis; regulation of mast cell degranulation. Gene Ontology annotation, molecular function: ATP binding; non-membrane spanning protein tyrosine kinase activity. The record is from RefSeq and is a predicted model, not a curated record. Bases 51 to 2912 code for a protein of 953 amino acids. The transcript is spliced from 17 exons. Lineage: Eukaryota; Metazoa; Chordata; Aves; Piciformes; Lybiidae.